AUGUCUGCAUCAAGUUCCGAUUCUGACUCGGAGUCGGACGACGAAGCUCAAGCUGCUCUCGAAUUACAAACCCUAGAAACGAAGCUCUCGACAAGGAGCAGCGAAGCAACAGUGCAGUUCGCCGGACGAAACUCAGUCGUCGGCGGCCUCCAAGGGAGGAUUAUUCAAGAUGAGAUAAUGAAACUAGAGUCUCAAAAAUCAAAAUCUAGGGUUUACGAUUUUGAUCAGGACACAAUGUUCAUGUCAACAGAAAAAUCAAAGAAGAAAAGGAUUCAACAAUCUCCAGAUACAAGUGAUUCAAGGGCCUUUCCGAUUGAAAUUAUUGAAUUAAAAGUGUCAUACGUGGGAGAGAAUAUAGCAUUGGUGAGUUUGAAAUGCAGGAAAAGAGACACGAUGGUCAAGAUUUGUGAGGUUUUUGAAUCUUUGAAGCUCAAUGUUGUCACUGCCAACAUCACUGCUUUUCCUGAGACCCUUUUCAAGAUACUCUUCAUUCAGAGUGUUUAUGUAGAUGAUUCAAUGGAUGAUAUUGGUGAGAUUCCACUUCUAUUGGAAUGGAAUCACGAAUUCCAAUUCUAUUGGAAUGGAAAGACGAAUUCCAAUUCUGUUGGAAUCACAUGUGUUGAUGCUUGA
Messenger RNA from Lactuca saligna, 630 nucleotides. Lineage: Eukaryota; Viridiplantae; Streptophyta; Magnoliopsida; Asterales; Asteraceae. The record is from the annotation of a GenBank genome assembly.